Gracilinanus agilis (Agile Gracile Mouse Opossum) is the source of this 2525-nucleotide messenger RNA. RefSeq names its product leptin receptor overlapping transcript (gene LEPROT). Gene Ontology annotation, biological process: negative regulation of growth hormone receptor signaling pathway; late endosome to vacuole transport via multivesicular body sorting pathway. The transcript is spliced from 3 exons. Bases 19 to 450 code for a protein of 143 amino acids. Gene Ontology annotation, cellular component: endosome. The record is from RefSeq and is a predicted model, not a curated record. Lineage: Eukaryota; Metazoa; Chordata; Mammalia; Didelphimorphia; Didelphidae.
AGAAUUAGUUAUGAAGUAAUGAGCUGCCUUCUUUCUUUGCCUUGGAGACUCAGCUCUUUGCUCCCAUGUUCUUCCACAGCUCUGGUUGUCUUGUCCUUCAGUGGCGCCAUCGGACUGACCUUUCUGAUGUUGGGAUGUGCCCUGGAGGGUUAUGGAGUGUACUGGCCUCUGUUUGUGCUGCUGUUUCACGUGAUCUCCCCCAUCCCUCACUUCAUUGCCAAGAGAGUCACAGAAGACUCAGAUGCCUCAAGCAGUGCCUGCCAGGAACUGGCCUACUUCUUCACCACGGGGAUCGUCGUGUCCGCUUUUGGACUUCCUGUCAUCCUUGCAAGAGUUUCUGUGAUCAAGUGGGGAGCCUGCGGCCUGGUGUUAGCGGGCAACGCGGUCAUUUUUAUCACCAUUCAAGGCUUCUUCCUGGCUUUCGGGAGAGGAGAUGACUUCAGCUGGUAGCCGUGGUGGGCCUGGCGAGGGCUGCCACGUUGGACUCCGCUCUGGAUCGCUCCCGCGCCACGAGUUGCUCUCGGUAGAAGCGUGUGGGGCGACGCCGUGUCUCCCUUUCACGUUUUAAUAUGCCUUUUUUGUAUUUCUCUCACACAGUCCCUUGGGGGGGCCCAGCCACUCUGAGCAAUAAUAGAGCUAUCGCUAGUUCUUUCUCCGCGUUCCUGUCUAUGAGUUAGAGUAGCCGACAGACUCCCUUUCAUUUUAACUCGUUUUCCGCUCUUUUUGUGUGUCUGCGAGUUGGUAAACAUUCUUGGAGACGGCUUGGUGAUCGUUGCCGGGCAGGGCCCCAGCGCUGGGCACGAGGGCCUCGGGAGGUCGUCCGCUGGGUAGGCAGACGGCCGGGAGCCACAGACAGUCACAGCCGCUCCCUAGCGCCAUCCCAAGGCGGUGGCGGGGAGCCAUUGGCGUCCCCAUCCCCUCGCGCGGGCCCCUCCCCACGUAGUAGGUGCUUAGUGUCUGCUGCAUCGAGAGCAAUGGAAUCGCUACGGUCUGCUGCCCCGUGGAGCUGCGAGGGACGGAGGUGGCAGGUCUUUAGCGCAGAGGACUUGACUUGGCUCCACCAGCGUCCAAGGACGGACUUCUGGGCGUCUGGGAAUUCCAUGAGGCCUCCCGUCCACUCGGCCGCCCCUCCUUUAUCCUUCUUUGUCUUCUGCUUCAUUUCAUUCGGAGAGAGCUCCGAGGCUUUCCUCGAUCGCCAGAGGAGUCCGUGACCCGAAGGAUGACCGCCUCUGCCUUAGAGGGACGGUGCAGCGUGAUGGAUUGCGGGCUAGCCGUGGGGUCAAGGAGACCCGGGUUCGAGUCCCACUGUGUGGCUCUGAGUAAAUCACUUCAUUUCUCAAGGUCCUCAGGCAACCCUCUUGAAAACAAGAUGCAGAUGAAUUUCUGAUUUGCAACAGUAGAAGGAAAUUCCACAGGGGAUGAAAAUAGAGGUGCGGGAUGCCCCCUAAAGCUAUUUAGAAGGGCUGCACGGGGAAGCAGGUGACCUGAGUUCUAGUCCUGACUGCUAUUUGUGACUUUAAAAUCUUUGGGCCUCAGUUGGCUUCUUUGUAAACAUGGGGCUAAUGCCCCCCCCCAGCAGCUUGAAGGCAGAUGACUGGGCCAUGUGCUUCUCAUGUGGUCCCUUCCACUUCUAAGAUUUAGGAUGGUUUUUUCAUAUCGCUCCUCUGUAAAGGAAGUUCCCCAUAAGAGAUGACUUUUCCUUCCCAUCCCUCAGUCCUUGGACCUGGGUUUAAAUACCAGUUCUGUGAUUUAGUGCUUACGUGACCAUGUGCAAGUCAAUUUCCUUCCCUUGUGCCUCAGUUUCCUUUUUUGUAAAGUGAAGGUGUCAGACCGCAUGACCUCUUAAGGCCUCUAUUACUUCAGAACAUUGAUCGCCCUAAGCCAGGCCGUGGCAGCUCUGGUCAGGACCUCAGCCAGCUCACGGUGGGGUGAGCCUCAGCACUGGAGGAUCCCUCUUUGCUUUCCGUCCUCACUCUCCUUUUGUUUCUUGUUCUUCCUUCGUAGCAGGGUCAUUGGGCAGAAUUGAGCAGGGAUUCUCAUGGAUUAUAAUUCUUCCUUUUCCGACUCUCUCUUUGUUCUCCUUUAUUAGCAGGGUCAUUGGGCAGAGUUGAGCAGGGAUUCUCACCCAUUACAAUUCUUCCUCGCUGGGCCACUUUCUUCUUGCUGGUUCUCUUUGUUCUCCCUUAUUAGCAGGGUCAUUGGGCAGAGUUGAGCAGGGAUUCGCUCUUUCUUUCUUUCCUGCAUUUCUUCCUUUGGUUAUUCCCUUUCCUUCUAUUGGUUCUCUCUUCCCACCCUGUCCCCAUCUCCAGUGGAACAGCGAGUACAGGCUGAGGAAGGUCUGAGUCAGGGGGCUUCUCCAUUUCCCAAACGUGCCUGAGUCACUGAACAAAACUGUCUGCACAACUGACACCUUGAUCAAUGCUUGGAAAACACCGUCUGUUUGCUCUAAUCAGCUGCCUCGUGUUUACUCUUUUAUGUACAAGGACAUCAGUCAGAGCUGAAUAUAACCAUUUCAGAAAACCGUC